Messenger RNA from Macrosteles quadrilineatus (aster leafhopper), 1368 nucleotides. RefSeq names its product enkurin. The record is from RefSeq and is a predicted model, not a curated record. NCBI's taxonomy places the organism in Eukaryota, Metazoa, Arthropoda, Insecta, Hemiptera, Cicadellidae. Gene Ontology annotation, molecular function: calmodulin binding. Bases 492 to 1301 code for a protein of 269 amino acids. Gene Ontology annotation, cellular component: acrosomal vesicle. The transcript has 5 exons.
AACAACUAGUAUAUAGUUAAGGAAUUUACAAUAACAAUAUUAUGUACCUAUAUUUUGUGGGAAUCGGCACACCUGACUUAUACAGUAUAAAUAACACACCUAGAGCAUGGCCUCAAUAUUUAAACAUGCAAAAGGAAAGGGAAAUGAAAACUUUUAAAUUGUCAGAGAGAAAUAAAAAUGUGUCGUGACACGAAAAGAUGAAGAAAGAAAGUCAAACACGGAGGUGUCUAGAAAUAGAGGUGGCAGUGGCAAAAGAGUGUUUUGGAAGAGGCAUGGAUCCAUCAAGCGUUGCUAAGCAACGGCCGAUUGUUGUGCAGCUGUUUCUAAGUGGAUACACUUACAUCGAGUGGCUUGUGUGUGUGAAUUCAUUCUUAUAGAUAUUAAAAUAAUUGCUGGAUCGACCUAGUGAAGUUGUGUAAUUGUGAAUUACAGAAUAACAUUGUGAAAUUGUUCAGUUAUAUUCACGAAUCUAAAUUUUAUAAAGGAGAGCCAUGUGUGUUGAUGAGAAAGACAAGAAACCGAGCACUGAUUUACCUAGGGAUGAAGACAUCCGUAAUCUUAUCUACCAUCCUCCUCCAGUCGAAGAAAAAAUUCCUAUGUACCACUCAAAAUUCAGCAGUAAAGUCCGUGAAGAUGCAAGAAAGGUUAAGGAUUGUCAUAAGACUUUUGGUUAUGCCGAAGUCCCUCUUGAACCUCCGACAAAUUUUUUGAAAAAGAAAACUCGCAUUGUUAGGAGACCAUUGGUUGAAAAGCAUAAAUACGUUGGAGAGCCAAAGCCUGGACUGCCAAAUCGGAUGAGCCAAAAAGAAACGGAUAAAAAAGAAGAGAAGAAUUUUAGAAGAGACAACAUAGUGAGAGUGGUGCGCGCUGUGCCUAAACAACCAGUCCCACAGAUUGUAGACACUCGGACCGGCCACACGCAGUCUUUAGAACCAUCGGGACUACAGCCCAAGUACAUAUACAGCAAGGAGUUUGGGAAAGUUCCAAAAUACCUCAGGAAAGGUGGAUCUCUUACCCAGAGAGAUAAGGAGGAAAAGGAAGAAAAGAAGACUAAACCACCUCUGAGAUAUGUCACUGAAGAGGAAAGAGAAGAAAUGUUACAGGGAUUAAAAAAGAACUGGGAAGAGCUACAGAAAGAGUUCCAACUUCUACCAAUGGUGACUGACACAGUGCCAAAGAUAAAAAGGAAAACACAGCUUGAAAAACAGCUGAAGGAUUUGGAAAAGGAUAUCGACUUAAUUGAACGCAACCCUGUAAUCUACGUUGCCACUGUUGCCAGUGAUGUCAACAAUAAUGAAUAAUAUUAAAAAAGGAAUUUCAAUCUACCUUCUUGCGGCGGGUUUAUUUUCUGCUUCUAAAAAUAAAUAA